AUGGAUGAAAUAUAUUUUGCAGGCGUUGAAGGAGGAGCGACGCAAUCGACGCUAUUGAUUUCAAAUGCGGAUGGCAAAAUUGUUGCACGAGCGCGAGGCGAUUCAUGUAAUAUUUGGUUGGAUGGCAUUUCAGAAGUGGCAAAAAGAAUUGCAGUAAUGGCAGAUCAAGCAAAACUAGAAGCAAACAUUCCAAUAAUAAUUAAAUUUAAAUGUAUUGGUUUGAGUUUAUCAGGUUGUGAGCAAGAAUCGACGAAUGCAGCAUUAGAGAAAGAAAUCAAAAAAUCGUUUCCAAAUUUAGCUGAGAAUUAUGUAGUCUGUAGUGAUACGUUGGGCAGUAUAUUGACUAUUGGAUCAGGUGGAAUUGUAAUUAUUGCAGGUACCGGUUCAAAUAGUGUUCUACGAAAUCCGAAUGGAGAAACGACUCAGUGUGGCGGAUGGGGACAUCAAUUGGGAGAUGAAGGAAGCGCAUAUUGGAUUGCUCAUAAAGGCAUUAAGACAGUAUUUGAUCACGAAGAUAAUUUACAAAAGUCAAAAUAUGAUGUGGCAAACACAUGGGAAUUGAUAAAAAAUCAUUUCAAGGUUGAAAAUCGAACAGACAUGCUUGAACAUUGCUAUGCUAAAUUUCAAAAAUCAUUUUUCGCCAAGUUAUGCCAUCAAAUGUCAAUUUGUGCAUUUAAUGGAGAUGAAUUAUGUAAAAGUGUAUUUAAAGACGCUGGAAAACUUUUGGCUAGAAUGAUUGUAGCUCUUUUACCGAAAGCAUCGUCUGAAUUAAUAUUAAGUUGCCAUUUGCCUAUUUUAUGCGUUGGAUCAGUCUGGAUAAGUUGGGAGCUUUUAAAACAAGGAUUUAUAGAUGAGCUUCAUCUACACAAUAUUCCAUUUGAACUUAGAUUGCUUAAACUUAAAACUGGAGUGUCACCUGCAUUAGGUUCAAUUUACAUGGCAGCUGAUUUCGUCAAAUUUUCUUUGCCAAGAGAAUAUGCAAAAAAUUACGAAAUCUUUUUCAGAUACAAUUACAACGACGUAAAUAAUCUAUGAUUUUAAAAUUCUAUAUCAUUUUAUUACCAGUAUGACUAUUUUCACUUGUGUGUACUAUAAAUAAGCAUUGUUUAACACAAAUGAUUACUUACAAUGUCCAUCAUAAAUGCAU
Chironomus riparius is the source of this 1147-nucleotide messenger RNA. The record is from the annotation of a GenBank genome assembly. Lineage: Eukaryota; Metazoa; Arthropoda; Insecta; Diptera; Chironomidae.